CUUAAAUGGCUUCAUGGUGCACAAAGUGUUCAAAGAUAAACCAAUUUAUGUCAGGCCAUCAGUACAGAUAUUGGAACCAUUAAGCAACAGAAUCAACAAACCUGAACAUUUGAAUGAUCAAGACGACCUGUGUAUUGUGCAGGAUGACUCAAGUGAUGAUGAGUUUCUAAGAUCUGCGUUUACUAAUGAACCUCCUUGCAUUUCUUCGUAUCAACAUCCUGGAGUUGAGGAACACAGUGAAAUGGAAGUGACUAAUAAUCCACCUGCUGUCCAAGAAACCUCUUUGCUAUCUGUUGGUACUAUUUCAGACUGUUCUCACAACAAUGGAAAUGUUCAGAAUGAAGUUCAACCAGAAGAUCCAAACUCUGUUGAUAUGUCCAAUAUUUCUGCUGUUGAAACUCUAUCAGAAGUGCUUUUGGAAAAUGAAAAUCUGUCAACUCUUUUGAAAGUGAAAAUCUUCCAACAAGUAACAUUGUGAUACACCAAUCAAAUCUUAAGCAUAACAUGAUUGAUGCAUUUUGUGAUGAAGAAAUUUUAAAUUCAA
Messenger RNA from Xenia sp. Carnegie-2017, 544 nucleotides. RefSeq lists its product as uncharacterized. NCBI's taxonomy places the organism in Eukaryota, Metazoa, Cnidaria, Anthozoa, Malacalcyonacea, Xeniidae. Bases 14 to 478 code for a protein of 154 amino acids. The record is from RefSeq and is a predicted model, not a curated record. The transcript is spliced from 3 exons.